GCUUAAUUAUACCAUUAAGGUUUUAGUACGUUUUUUGUUGUUGUUGUUUACAGGAGAAGGAACCCGCGCUGGAAGGUCUCCAUGUUCAUGUUACUAUAAGGAGCUCCGCGAGGUUUUGGAUAGCACAUGGUUUCAUUUUUACCGCUUCAUGACUGCCUGGGUUAGCCAAUACUGUAUCUGUCGUAGCCAGGCUGUCGUCAGUGUGCUCCGUCGAGGACGCGCAUCGGGAGACCUAGCCUUCACUUGUUGUAGGCGGAAUUUCUCACAAGUGGAUAAAAACGCAUAACCAUUUCCUCUAAACGAUGCGUAAAAGUAGCCUAAACCCAAAACAUCUGGAAGUUGACACAGCGGUGUUACUGGACUGAGUGUGAUACAUAGACCAGAUUGUCUACCAUGAGAGGCUCUGGACAACAUCACCACUUUCUCCGGAGAUAGCAGCGCUGAUAUUUCUUUCAACUCCUGGAACGUCUGGAGGAGGACGCCGCGGCUGUGUGUGAGAGAAAACCAUGCAGCUGCCAGGCAACGAUACGGGCUACGUCUGGACCGAGUUAUUAAACACCGGCAACCUAACGGCGGGUGCCGGUGAAGAAGAUCACGGUGGUGCGGAGGCGGUGAUUGUUCCGGUGAUUUUUGGAUGUAUAUUUUUCCUGGGUGUCGUCGGGAACUCUCUAGUGAUGAUAGUAAUAGGGAAAAUCAAGGCCCGGCGCAACAGAAGUACGACAAACAUUUUCAUCCUUAAUUUAAGUAUAGCGGAUCUAUUGUUUUUGCUAUUCUGUGUCCCGUUCCAGGCGACUAUAUACUCCCUACCUGAGUGGAUAUUUGGAUCCUUUUUAUGUAAAUGUGUUCACUAUUUGGUGAUGGUGUGUAUGCUGGUGAGCAUCUUCACGCUUGUUGCCAUGUCAGUGGACAGGUACAUAGCUGUUGUACACUCCAAAAAGUCCCCCUGCAUUCGCAACAGGAGGAAUGCACUCAUUGGGGUCGGUGUUAUAUGGACGCUAUCGUUCAUAUUCUCAAUACCAGUGGCGCAACACCAGAUACUUACUGACCAUCCGGAAGCGCCAAACAGUUCGUUCUGCUGGGAAGCGUGGUACGCAAGCGGUUCCAAACACACCUACAAAGUCGCUAUUUUAGUCAUUGGCUAUCUGUUGCCGUUGGGGUUGAUCAUAUGCUGCUAUGCGAAGGUGUUAUUCCAUCUCCAUAAGAAGAUGAAGAAUAUGUCCAAGAAAUCUGACCGAUCAAAAAGAAAGACAGCCCAGACGGUCCUCCUGGUGGUCGCAGCCUUCCUGACCUGUUGGAUGCCUCAUCACAUCGUCGCCAUGUGGGUGGAGUUUGGAGUGUUCCCGCUCAACGACGCCUCCUUCGCGUUGCGGAUCAUCUCCCACUGCCUGGCGUACGGGAACUCCUGCAUCAACCCCAUCCUGUACGCCUUCCUGUCAGAGAACUUCCGGAAGGCCUGUCGCCAGGUGUUCACCUGCCGGUUCCUCUACCCUCCACCCCCACAGGAGAAGGUGGUGCGCAUCCGUAUGGAGAACUUCUCAACUACACACUCUAAUACCACUAAUAUCUGACACCACACACACUAAUACCACUAAUAUC
This is a messenger RNA of Salvelinus fontinalis (brook trout), 1596 nucleotides long. Its product is annotated as galanin receptor type 1-like. Gene Ontology annotation, cellular component: membrane. Gene Ontology annotation, biological process: neuropeptide signaling pathway. The transcript is spliced from 3 exons. Bases 507 to 1568 code for a protein of 353 amino acids. Gene Ontology annotation, molecular function: G protein-coupled peptide receptor activity. The record is from RefSeq and is a predicted model, not a curated record. Lineage: Eukaryota; Metazoa; Chordata; Actinopteri; Salmoniformes; Salmonidae.